GGCUUGCAGCUGAUUGCACGACAUUGAACUCCCUAUAAAUAUUGAACAUUUGCCAGUUUCAUCUAUGAGCAGAGGAAGAGAGAAAUUUCAGACCUGCCAAGUUCACAGACAGCCUUGGAAUGAAGUGCCUUGUGCUUGCCAUAACUUUACUGGUGGUCGUCACAGCAGGUCCCGUGUCAGUGGAAGACCUAGAGUUUUAUGCAUGGAAGUUAAAAUAUGGAAAGUCAUACAGGUCUACCGAAGAAGAGACCCGUCAUAGGGAGACUUGGCUGGUGAAUCGGAAGCGGGUCAUCAUGCAUAAUAUGUUGGCUGACAAGGGGAUCAAGACCUUCUGGCUGGGCAUGACCUACUUUGCUGAUUUGACAAACCAGGAGUACAGGCAAAUGGCCUUCAAAGGCUGCUUCGGUCUCUUCAACACUACCAAGGCCAGACGUGGUUCUACUUACCUGUGGCAGAGUGGAAAGAAUAGCAUCCCAUCUUCUGUAGAUUGGAGGGAGAAAGGCUACGUUACAGAAAUCAAGGACCAGAAAGAUUGUGGUUCCUGCUGGGCUUUCAGUGCUACUGGAGCUUUGGAAGGACAGAAUUUUAGGAAGACCCAAAAGCUGGUGUCUCUGAGUGAACAGCAGUUAGUGGAUUGCUCUGGAGAUUAUGGCAACUUUGGCUGUGGUGGUGGGCUCAUGGACCAGGCCUUCCAGUACAUUAAGGAGAAUGGAGGCAUAGACACUGAAGAGUCAUACCCCUAUGAGGCUACGGAUGGCAAAUGCAGAUUCAACCCUGACACCAUCGGUGCCACGUGCUCUGGAUAUGUUGACAUCAAUAGUGGAGAUGAAAAGGCUCUGCAAGAAGCAGUGGCCACAAUUGGCCCAAUUUCAGUGGGCAUUGAUGCGGGUCACGAGUCCUUCCAGCUUUAUGAAAAAGGAAUCUACAAUGAGCCUGACUGCAGUAGCUCUGAUCUGGACCAUGGAGUCUUGGCUGUUGGCUAUGGGACAGAAAAAGGAAACGACUACUGGCUGGUUAAAAACAGCUGGGGUCUUGACUGGGGCAGCAAAGGCUACAUCCAAAUGAGCAGAAACAAGAAGAACCAGUGUGGGAUCGCCACGGCCGCCAGUUACCCACUUGUCUAAAGAGCACGGAAGACUAAAACAGUCCUACCUUAUGUACCAUCCACCUGUGCAAGUCCGUUCCAGUUACCAUAGAUGACUUCACUUCCAGCUCCUAUGGAUUACCUCACUUCCAGUCUCCUCUUGAUGACUUCAUUACCGUCCCUCCGAUUCUGACAUCAUCUCCAGCUCCUUCAAACAGCAUCACAUCUGCCUUUGAUUUCAUUUCCUCCUUGUCAUUUGAAUUUCCUGACAUGUGUCCAUAAAAGCACAAAGAAGCUAA
Polypterus senegalus (gray bichir) is the source of this 1383-nucleotide messenger RNA. Its product is annotated as procathepsin L-like. Gene Ontology annotation, molecular function: cysteine-type endopeptidase activity. Gene Ontology annotation, biological process: immune response. Gene Ontology annotation, cellular component: lysosome. Bases 120 to 1124 code for a protein of 334 amino acids. The record is from RefSeq and is a predicted model, not a curated record. Lineage: Eukaryota; Metazoa; Chordata; Cladistia; Polypteriformes; Polypteridae. The transcript is spliced from 9 exons.